AUGCGCGCGCUCUACGCCAAAUACAGCCGUGACGCGCGCGCGACGGAUGGAAACACAGUCCGCAGCUUUAAAGCCAAGUGGGGGCUCCUGGGCGAUCGGUGGAUGUUUUUUGCUAACCUGACGUCCCUCUCGCGCUCGGAGUCGGUGCUGUCUGCGACGCUUCACUUCUUUGUGGGAAACACUUCACUGCGACGACGAAGGAUCCCCCUGAACGUCUGGAGCUACGGGUCUGCAGGACACCAGCUGGAGCUGGAGCUGGAGCUGGGGCUGGAGCUGGGGCUGGGGCUGGAGCUGGAGCUGGAGCUGGAGCUGGAGCUGGGGCUGGGGCUGGGGCUGGAGCUGGAGCUGGAGCUGGAGCUGGAGCUGGAGCUGGGGCUGGAGCUGGAGCUGGGGCUGGAGCUGGGGCUGGAGCUGGAGCUGGAGCUGGAGCUGGAGCUGGAGCUGGGGCUGGGGCUGGGGCUGGAGCUGGGGCUGGAGCUGGGGCUGGGGCUGGGGCUGGAGCUGGGGCUGGAGCUGGAGCUGGAGCUGGGGCUGGAGCUGGAGCUGGGGCUGGGGCUGGAGCUGGAGCUGGGGCUGGAGCUGGGGCUGGGGCUGGGGCUGGAGCUGGGGCUGGGGCUGGGGCUGGAGCUGGGGCUGGAGCUGGGGCUGGAGCUGGGGCUGGGGCUGGGGCUGGAGCUGGAGCUGGGGCUGGAGCUGGGGCUGGGGCUGGGGCUGGAGCUGGAGCUGGGGCUGGGGCUGGGGCUGGGGCUGGGGCUGGAGCUGGAGCUGGGGCUGGAGCUGGGGCUGGAGCUGGAGCUGGGGCUGGGGCUGGAGCUGGAGCUGGAGCUGGGGCUGGGGCUGGAGCUGGAGCUGGGGCUGGGGCUGGAGCUGGAGCUGGAGCUGGGGCUGGGGCUGGAGCUGGAGCUGGGGCUGGAGCUGGAGCUGGAGCUGGGGCUGGAGCUGGAGCUGGGGCUGGAGCUGGGGCUGGGGCUGGAGCUGGAGCUGGGGCUGGAGCUGGAGCUGGGGCUGGAGCUGGGGCUGGGGCUGGAGCUGGAGCUGGGGCUGGGGCUGGAGCUGGAGCUGGGGCUGGGGCUGGAGCUGGAGCUGGGGCUGGGGCUGGGGCUGGAGCUGGAGCUGGGGCUGGAGCUGGAGCUGGGGCUGGAGCUGGGGCUGGGGCUGGGGCUGGAGCUGGGGCUGGGGCUGGGGCUGGAGCUGGGGCUGGGGCUGGGGCUGGAGCUGGGGCUGGAGCUGGGGCUGGAGCUGGAGCUGGAGCUGGAGCUGGAGCUGGAGCUGGGGCUGGAGCUGGGGCUGGAGCUGGAGCUGGGGCUGGGGCUGGGGCUGGGGCUGGGGCUGGGGCUGGAGCUGGAGCUGGAGCAGGAGCUGGAGCUGGAGCUGGAGCUGGAGCUGGGGCUGGAGCUGGAGCUGGAGCUGGAGCUGGGGCUGGAGCUGGAGCUGGAGCUGGAGCUGGGGCUGGAGCUGGGGCUGGGGCUGGAGCUGGAGCUGGGGCUGGGGCUGGAGCUGGGGCUGGGGCUGGGGCUGGAGCUGGAGCUGGAGCUGGGGCUGGGGCUGGAGCUGGAGCUGGGGCUGGAGCUGGAGCUGGGGCUGGAGCUGGGGCUGGGGCUGGGGCUGGAGCUGGGGCUGGAGCUGGGGCUGGGGCUGGAGCUGGAGCUGGGGCUGGGGCUGGAGCUGGAGCUGGGGCUGGGGCUGGGGCUGGAGCUGGGGCUGGAGCUGGGGCUGGGGCUGGGGCUGGGGCUGGGGCUGGAGCUGGAGCUGGGGCUGGGGCUGGAGCUGGAGCUGGGGCUGGGGCUGGAGCUGGAGCUGGGGCUGGGGCUGGGGCUGGAGCUGGAGCUGGGGCUGGAGCUGGAGCUGGGGCUGGGGCUGGGGCUGGGGCUGGGGCUGGAGCUGGGGCUGGAGCUGGGGCUGGAGCUGGGGCUGGGGCUGGGGCUGGGGCUGGGGCUGGAGCUGGGGCUGGAGCUGGAGCUGGAGCUGGAGCUGGAGCUGGGGCUGGAGCUGGGGCUGGAGCUGGAGCUGGGGCUGGAGCUGGAGCUGGAGCUGGAGCUGGAGCUGGAGCUGGGGCUGGAGCUGGAGCUGGAGCUGGAGCUGGGGCUGGAGCUGGAGCUGGAGCUGGAGCUGGAGCUGGAGCUGGAGCUGGGGCUGGAGCUGGAGCUGGAGCUGGAGCUGGGGCUGGAGCUGGAGCUGGAGCUGGAGCUGGAGCUGGAGCUGGGGCUGGAGCUGGGGCUGGAGCUGGGGCUGGAGCUGGAGCUGGGGCUGGGGCUGGAGCUGGAGCUGGAGCUGGAGCUGGAGCUGGGGCUGGAGCUGGAGCUGGAGCUGGGGCUGGAGCUGGAGCUGGGGCUGGAGCUGGAGCUGGGGCUGGAGCUGGAGCUGGAGCUGGGGCUGGAGCUGGAGCUGGGGCUGGGGCUGGAGCUGGAGCUGGAGCUGGAGCUGGAGCUGGGGCUGGAGCUGGAGCUGGAGCUGGGGCUGGAGCUGGGGCUGGAGCUGGAGCUGGAGCUGGGGCUGGGGCUGGGGCUGGAGCUGGGGCUGGAGCUGGAGCUGGGGCUGGAGCUGGGGCUGGAGCUGGGGCUGGGGCUGGAGCUGGGGCUGGAGCUGGAGCUGGAGCUGGAGCUGGGGCUGGGGCUGGGGCUGGGGCUGGAGCUGGAGCUGGGGCUGGGGCUGGGGCUGGAGCUGGAGCUGGGGCUGGGGCUGGAGCUGGAGCUGGAGCUGGAGCUGGGGCUGGAGCUGGGGCUGGAGCUGGAGCUGGAGCUGGGGCUGGGGCUGGGGCUGGAGCUGGGGCUGGAGCUGGAGCUGGGGCUGGAGCUGGGGCUGGAGCUGGGGCUGGGGCUGGAGCUGGGGCUGGAGCUGGAGCUGGAGCUGGAGCUGGGGCUGGGGCUGGGGCUGGAGCUGGGGCUGGAGCUGGAGCUGGGGCUGGGGCUGGGGCUGGAGCUGGAGCUGGGGCUGGGGCUGGAGCUGGAGCUGGAGCUGGAGCUGGGGCUGGAGCUGGGGCUGGGGCUGGAGCUGGAGCUGGGGCUGGAGCUGGGGCUGGGGCUGGGGCUGGAGCUGGAGCUGGAGCUGGAGCUGGAGCUGGGGCUGGAGCUGGAGCUGGAGCUGGAGCUGGAGCUGGGGCUGGGGCUGGAGCUGGAGCUGGAGCUGGAGCUGGAGCUGGGGCUGGAGCUGGGGCUGGGGCUGGGGCUGGAGCUGGAGCUGGGGCUGGAGCUGGGGCUGGAGCUGGAGCUGGGGCUGGGGCUGGGGCUGGGGCUGGAGCUGGAGCUGGAGCUGGAGCUGGAGCUGGAGCUGGGGCUGGGGCUGGGGCUGGAGCUGGAGCUGGGGCUGGAGCUGGGGCUGGGGCUGGAGCUGGAGCUGGAGCUGGAGCUGGGGCUGGAGCUGGGGCUGGAGCUGGAGCUGGGGCUGGAGCUGGAGCUGGAGCAGGAGCUGGGGCUGGGGCUGGAGCUGGAGCUGGAGACCUGUUCUGUGUAG
Molecule: messenger RNA, 3450 nt
Organism: Knipowitschia caucasica
Lineage: Eukaryota; Metazoa; Chordata; Actinopteri; Gobiiformes; Gobiidae
Source: the annotation of a GenBank genome assembly